This is a messenger RNA of Camellia sinensis, 1070 nucleotides long. Its product is annotated as V-type proton ATPase 16 kDa proteolipid subunit. Gene Ontology annotation, molecular function: proton-transporting ATPase activity, rotational mechanism. Lineage: Eukaryota; Viridiplantae; Streptophyta; Magnoliopsida; Ericales; Theaceae. Gene Ontology annotation, biological process: proton transmembrane transport. Gene Ontology annotation, cellular component: proton-transporting V-type ATPase, V0 domain. The record is from RefSeq and is a predicted model, not a curated record.
UCUUGCAGAUUACAGACACGAAAAGGAGAAGAGAGGCAUCGAACUACAAACCCAGUUCUGCGGAGAGAGAACUAGUAACAGGAAAAUUCACAGAAUUCUCUCUCAGAUCCGAUCGAUUUCUCUGCAAAUUCCAAACCCUCGAAACCACAAACAACAACAAUGGCUUCAACCUUCAGCGGCGAUGAAACGGCACCGUUCUUCGGCUUCCUCGGCGCUGCAGCUGCCCUAGUCUUCUCCUGUAUGGGGGCUGCGUAUGGGACAGCGAAGAGUGGCGUUGGAGUGGCGUCAAUGGGUGUGAUGAGGCCAGAGCUUGUGAUGAAGUCGAUUGUUCCAGUGGUUAUGGCUGGUGUGUUGGGUAUCUAUGGAUUGAUUAUUGCUGUGAUCAUCAGUACUGGUAUUAACCCUAAGGCCAAGUCUUAUUACCUUUUUGAUGGCUAUGCUCAUCUUUCUUCCGGUCUUGCUUGUGGCCUCGCUGGUCUAUCUGCUGGUAUGGCUAUUGGCAUCGUCGGCGAUGCCGGUGUUAGAGCCAAUGCUCAGCAGCCAAAACUUUUUGUUGGUAUGAUCCUCAUUCUCAUCUUUGCUGAAGCGCUUGCCCUCUAUGGCCUUAUUGUCGGCAUUAUCCUCUCUUCUCGUGCUGGACAGUCGAGAGCAGAUUAACUUGGGGCAUUCUUGUUGGUGAUGGUGUGGCUUGUUUAGGAAUUAUUUUGAUAUUCUCUCCUGUUACAAAUGAUAAUUCAGCUUACAAAGGAAGUGUCUUCUGAUCCAAAAUUCUACUAUUUGGGUGGCCAGUGCUUGGUCAAGCGGAUUGGGUGGCUGCUAUGUGCUACUAGUGGUAGAGUACAGAUUAGCUCUUAGUUCUCCCCUUAAAUAAUGUUUCUCUAUUUCUUUUCAUGGAUGAUGUGUCUCAUUUUGUUCGGUUUGAAUUUGUCUAGUAUUAUUGCUGGUAUUGUCUCUCCAGAAUACUCAGUACCAAAUUUUUUAUUUUCACUUUUUCAACUUAUUGUUGCAUAUGUUGUUGUUUGGUAGUUUUGCUACUUGCUAAGAUCUAGUCCACUUGCUUGUGUUGGUAA